This is a messenger RNA of Linum tenue, 3034 nucleotides long. NCBI's taxonomy places the organism in Eukaryota, Viridiplantae, Streptophyta, Magnoliopsida, Malpighiales, Linaceae. The record is from the annotation of a GenBank genome assembly.
GACCAACAAAAAAUUCACGGCUCCCUCUCUCUCUCUCGAGCCCUUUGGCGGUCAUUCAACUCACUCCCAGAAGCCUGUGUGCCGAUCGAAUCCCUCUCCGAUUAGUCUAGAACAACGAAAACAGCAUCUCAGCGAUGACGGCGGCGACACUGCAGAACGGCGCUGUGUCCAACGGCGGGGGCAGUGGUGCUGCCGCUGCAGACACUAACGCGGUGGCCAAUGGAAAUCUGGGUGGCUCAAACCCUAGCUCCGGCAAGAAGCUGAGGGAGAGCGACCGUCGCCGAAGGAGGCGCAAGCAGAAGAAGAACAAGGCCCGUGAUGCAUCCGCAGCCGCCAAUGUCGACGAUAGCGAUGGCGACGAGACGAAAGAGAACGACGAUCCUCAGAAGGGUUUUGAGCAAGUCGUAGUGGAAUAUGUUCCAGAGAAGGCAGAGUUGGAAGAUGGUGUGGAUGAUGAAUUCAGAAAGAUCUUUGAGAAAUUUAGUUUUGUGGAAGGCACUGCUGCUGAGGAUACUGAUAAGAAAGAUGAAGCGGCACAAGCUGUUGAGCCUAAGAAGAAGGCCGACUCAGAUUCUGAUUCUGAAGAUGGAGAGCAAGAUAACCAGCAGAAGGAUAAGGGAGGCUUGUCAAACAAGAGGAAAAAGCUUUUACGAAGAAUGAAAAUUGCGGAACUGAAACAGAUUUGCUCAAGACCUGAUGUGGUUGAGGUUUGGGAUGCUACUGCAUCAGAUCCGAAGUUGCUUGUAUUCUUGAAGGCGUACAGAAACACUGUUCCUGUACCAAGGCAUUGGUGUCAGAAACGGAAGUAUCUUCAGGGGAGCGGCAACACUGGUGGAUCCUCGACUUGUAUGUGUUUGCCAAAGGGUUCCCUAUAUCAAUUAUCUUUGAAUAUUAUAGUUUGUUGGUUGGGGAUGAAGUAUGAAUAUGGUAAUUGCUGGUUGGUUGAAAAGGGGGGGGGAGGGAAUUCCUGUUUUGAAGCAGUAAACUUGUCCUACUGACAUGUGAACUGUGCAUUUUUCACCAUGUCAUUGCUAAUUUAUCUACUUUCAAUUUACAGAUGCCUCUUCCAUUAUUAGUGCUGGGGCCCACAUUCUUCUGAGUUUUGUUUUAUUUUAAUUUGUAAUCAUUUGGUUUUGAACCGAAGUUACUGGAUAAGUAACUAAAUGAUCUAGGGUAAUCUGGAAAGUUACUACCUUUCUGGUACCUUAUCCGGUUCGAAAAUUGUUUUUUGCAGGGUAAGCGUGGUAUUGAGAAGCAGCCUUUCCAGCUCCCCGAUUUCAUUGCCGCAACAGGAAUUGAAAAAAUUCGUCAGGCAUAUAUUGAGAAAGAGGAUGGUAAGAAGUUGAAGCAGAAGCAACGAGAGCGAAUGCAGCCUAAGAUGGGGAAGAUGGAUAUUGAUUAUCAGGUUCUCCAUGAUGCCUUUUUCAAGUUCCAAACGAAACCAAAAUUAACAAGUCAUGGCGACUUGUACCACGAAGGGAAGGAGUUUGAGGUGAAACUUAGAGAGAUGAAGCCAGGCUCUCUUUCGCAAGAACUAAAAGAAGCUCUUGGUAUGCCUGAAGGUGCCCCUCCACCAUGGCUUAUUAAUAUGCAGAGAUAUGGCCCUCCACCAUCAUACCCUCAUUUGAAGAUCCCUGGACUGAAUGCACCAAUUCCUCCAGGAGCUAGCUUUGGUUAUCAUCCCGGUGGCUGGGGCAAGCCUCCAGUUGACGAAUAUGGGCGGCCUUUGUAUGGAGAUGUUUUUGGGGUUCAGCAACAAGAACAACCUAACUAUGAGGAGGAGCCGGUCGAUAAGAGUAAGCAUUGGGGUGAUUUGGAGGAAGAGGAAGAGGAGGAAGAGGAAGAGGAGGAGGAAGAAGAAGAGAUGGAAGAAGAGGAACUUGAGGAUGGCAUUGAAUCUGUUGACAGCCUUUCAAGUACACCAACUGGUGUUGAGACGCCUGAUGUUAUUGACCUUCGUAAACAGCAGAGAAAGGAACCUGAUAGGCCGCUCUACCAAGUUCUUGAACAAAAGGAAGAGAGUAUUGCUGCUGGAACUUUACUUGGAACAACUCAUACGUAUGCUUCCUUUCCUUUUGCUUUCUGGAACCCUUAUUCGAAAACUGUGGAUCUGCUUAGGGGCCACAAAGCUGAUAUGGUGCAAGUCAGUUUGCAACCUGAAGAGCUGGAAGUCAUGGAUAAUGUUCUAUCUGCCAAGUACGAGGAAGCAAGGGAAGAGGAGAAAUUGCGAAGCCAAAAAGAGGAUUUCAGUGACAUGGUUGCAGAGAAUGAGAAGAAAAGGAAGCGCAAGAUGCAGGACAAGGAAGGAAAAUCGAAGAAGAAAGACUUCAAGUUCUGAGGAGGUGGACAACCGAAUCGAACUCACAGUUGAAUGUAUUAUCUAUAUAUCUACCGCGGGCUGAAUAUCAGAUUCCAAAGCGUUUGGUGGGAAAAGGGGCUAUUCGAGUUUUGCACCGUGUACUGUUUUGUCGACGAAGAAGACUGUUCUUGUGUUCUUGCUUAUUAGGGCGCGGGGCAGCCCGCUGAAAGAGCUUAUGCUUAAUGGCAAUGUCUUGAGAUGAAAAUUUUAAAGUGAUUGCUCUUGGUGUAACGAGAGCGUUGAUUCCUGGAGCUAGAUAAAGAUCUUCAGUAAUGGCAGUCGUGGUCAAGUCUAUAUUAAUGGCGUUGGCGCUUUGUUGUAGGGAAAAGGAGAGUGCUCUGAGAAUUCUUUACUAUAAAUCGAAUUUUUUUGUUGUCUUCCCCUCCGUAUCCCCAUUAUUUCUGUCUGUCUUCGUUGCAAUCUCUUCGAAUUUGGCCGUCGGAAGUACUAGAGUUGUUAAAUGGUGCGGUAUAGUUUAGAUUGAAUCGUAUAUAUGGUAUGCAGUUCAGACCAGACUAAAGACAAGGUUAGAUAUUAUACGGUCUGAAUUAUAUCAGGUCUGUGGUCUGAUCCGGUACCAAUUUGAUCUACGAUUUUUCAAAUGGUCUAGUCUAUCCUUAUUUGGAAGCUCUGUUCGUCCUAUGUGAGUUUUUAGGUAAUCUCCUUUCUUUUGUG